Molecule: messenger RNA, 1353 nt
Organism: Thermothielavioides terrestris NRRL 8126
Lineage: Eukaryota; Fungi; Ascomycota; Sordariomycetes; Sordariales; Chaetomiaceae
Exons: 3
Coding region: 1-1272 (423 amino acids)
Biological process (GO): protein localization to cell surface; attachment of GPI anchor to protein
Cellular component (GO): membrane; GPI-anchor transamidase complex
Source: RefSeq, a predicted model, not a curated record
AUGGAUGGCACCAAGGUAGCCCCGGGGAGGACGGCUGGCCUAUACGCCGGUGCAGCCGUCCUGCGGCUUGCCAUCUUCACCCUGCUGCCCGGACUCGCGAAUCUGCUGACGGGCCGCGUCGAGGUCUCGACCCCCGUCACCAGCUUCAAGCGCCAAGGCCUGUUCCUGUACAACCGCAAUGUCUCUCCCUACGACGGUGGCGUCUACCACCAGGCGCCCCUCUUCCUCCCGCUCUUCUCGCUGCUCCCGAGCUUCUCGUCCUUCCCCAUCUUCACAUACCUUCUCUACAUUGUCGUGGACCUGCUAAGCGCCAGCGCAUUGUGGAGGAUCGCCGAUUCGGGCGAGGCCGGGUCCUCGGCGCUGUUCACCUCUCCGCGUCGGGAGAAGCGCUGGUCUGGCUUCGGUAUUGCUGCUCUCUUCCUCUUCAACCCCUUCACCGUCGCGACCUGCAUCGGGCGCUCGACCAGCGUCUUCACGACCUGCGCCAUCCUCCAUGCCAUUGCAAAGGCCGUGUCCGGCGCGCCGUUCGGUGCCAUGGUGGCCCUCUCCUUCGCCAGCUACCUCUCCAUGUACCCGCUGCUGCUGCUCCCGCCUCUCAUCCUCCUCUGUUACGACAGACAGUGCCCUGAGCGGGCAAUCAACUCGGGCUUCAGAUUCGCCGCUACCUGCGUCGCCACCGUCGCCGGCGUCCUCGCCGUCCUCUUCCAGCUGUCGUACUUCAUCACCGGCUCCUGGGAGUUCCUGCCCUCGACCUACGGCGUGCAGUUGACGCUGUCGGACCUGACGCCCAACGUCGGGCUGUGGUGGUAUUUCUUCAUCGAGAUGUUCGACUCGUUCCGCUCCUUCUUCCUGGCCGUUUUCUGGCUGCACCUGUCGAGCUACGUCGGCGGCCUCACGUUGCGCAUCCGCCGCCAGCCGCUCGUGGUGCUGACGCUGCUGCUCGGCAUCUUCGCCAUCUUCAAGCCCUACCCGAGCAUCAGCGACACGUCGCUGUUCCUGGCCAUGGUGCCGCUCUAUCGCCACGUGUUCCCCCUCAUGCGCUACACUUUCGUCAUUGCCGCCGUCAUUCUGUAUGCCGCCUUCCUGGGGCCGGCUUUUUACCAUCUGUGGAUCUACGCCGGCAGCGGGAACGCCAACUUCUUCUAUGCUAUUACGCUGGUCUGGGGCCUGGGGCAGAGCUUGUUGGUUUGCGACUUGAUGUUUGCCGUGCUGCGGGACGAGUGGGAGGUCGAGCGGCCCGAGAUGGUGGGCAAGGAGAUCCGGCAGAUCUAAGAAGCGGGUCUUGUCGAUUUUGUGAUAGGUAAACAAGAGCUAGGCAUUAAUACAAUGGGCUAGCGAGUCCUGUGUCGCAAG